GCCGCCGUCUCCCAUGUCGGCUCCUUUCGAGGAGCGGAGCGGGGUGGUGCCCUGCGGGACGCCCUGGGGCCGCUGGUAUCAGACCUUGGAGGAGGUGUUCAUCGAGGUGCAGGUGCCGCCGGGCACCCGGGCUAAGGAGGUCCGCUGCAGCCUGGAGAGCCGGCACAUCGCGCUCUCCGUGCGGGGCCAGGAGGUGCUGCAGGGCAAACUUUUUGACUCUACAAUAACUGAUGAAGGAACAUGGACAUUAGAAGACAGGAAGCUGAUACGAAUUGUUCUAAUGAAGACAAAUCGAGAUGCUGGAAAUUGUUGGACAUCUCUGUUAGAAAAUGAAUAUGCCGCUGAUCCUUGGGUACAGGACCAGAUGCAAAGGAAACUUACACUGGAGCGAUUCCAAAGAGAGAACCCUGGAUUUGACUUCAGCGGUGCAGAAAUUUCUGGAAAUUACAGCAAAGGAGGACCAGAUUUUUCUAGUCUUGAAAAGUAAACUGUUUUUAUCUGUGUUCCUUGAGAGGAAUUACACAUUACACUUAAGGACUGGAAUCAUGUAGCUGGUGAAGACUUCAGUGAUCUCUUCAACAGAUUGUCGACAAGUAAUUACUUCAGUGAAGAGAAAGAAGAUCUCUUCCAGUAGAAUGAAGACAAAGCAUUCCCAGCUGAUUUAUAAGCUGUGAUAACUUUCUAAUACUAAGGGACAAACUAUAGAGAAAGGUGUACACAAAAAAGUAACAUCUUUAAGCAGAAUGUUGGGUUGGGGUUGUUUUUUGUUUUUAGAAACACCAUAGUAAACUAGUCAGUUAUAAAUAUACCACUUUAUGCAAGACUAUAUUAUUCACGGUUGAAGAACAGAUGUUAUAAGCAAGAUAUUAAAUAUUUUAUCUUAACUUGCAACAGGAAGGAUAUUAGGAUGGCUACAGUUACAUUUUCCCUCUGAGAACUCUAAAAAAAGUGAUUCAAAUAAAGAAACUGCUGCAUCUUGCCUCAAAUAAGGUUUUACAAUCUACUGUGCUGUCAAACACAGUACUAAUGAUUAAUACUUGCUACCAGGUAAGCGAUACUAAAAAACUGAAAGGGCAGGUGAAAGUCUGGUUAUA
Gavia stellata (red-throated loon) is the source of this 1094-nucleotide messenger RNA. RefSeq names its product NudC domain containing 2 (gene NUDCD2). The coding region runs from base 14 to 487 and encodes 157 amino acids. Gene Ontology annotation, cellular component: cytoplasm. The transcript is spliced from 4 exons. The record is from RefSeq and is a predicted model, not a curated record. NCBI's taxonomy places the organism in Eukaryota, Metazoa, Chordata, Aves, Gaviiformes, Gaviidae. Gene Ontology annotation, biological process: protein folding.